Phycodurus eques (leafy seadragon) is the source of this 890-nucleotide messenger RNA. RefSeq names its product somatostatin family member 7 (gene sst7). Bases 311 to 655 code for a protein of 114 amino acids. The record is from RefSeq and is a predicted model, not a curated record. NCBI's taxonomy places the organism in Eukaryota, Metazoa, Chordata, Actinopteri, Syngnathiformes, Syngnathidae. Gene Ontology annotation, molecular function: hormone activity. The transcript is spliced from 2 exons. Gene Ontology annotation, biological process: regulation of cell migration. Gene Ontology annotation, cellular component: extracellular region.
GUUAACUGUUCACUCCUACCAUUUGUUCUGCUCUGACCCUUCCCCGUCUCCUCCUCUCCCCCACUCACACCCACCCAACCUUCAAACUCAUGCACACAUACCUCCUCCGUCAUACUCCCACCACCUUCCACGUCAGACAGCUGUAUAAAAGAGUGUGGGACAUAGAGGAGAAGCAGCAUCUCUCAGACUUCCAAAUCUUGGUGACCACCAGCUGAGUUUCUACUAAUAGCUAUACUACUUGUACUCCUGCUACUCCAUCUCCUCCUCUGGAUCUCUGGCUGGUCCCAGCAGCUCUCUCCAAAGUCCCAGCAUGCAGAUCCUGGUAGUGGUAGCAGCUUUCAUGGGUGUUCUGCUCAGUGUCAGAGCAGCCGCCGUGCUUCCUGUGGAGGACAGCAGGAGCCCCAUGCAGGGGCUGAACAGGGGACAGGACCUAAGCAAACAGCGCAAAGAGCUGAUCCUGAAGCUGGUGUCCAGCUUGCUGGAGGGGGCAUUGGACACCAACAUACUCCCAGAGGAGACGUCACCUGAGGAGCUGGAGGAGCCGCUGGAUUCGCGCCUGGUGGAGCGGGCUGUCUACAACAGGCUAUCACUGCCUCAGCGUGACCGCAAGGCACCAUGUAAAAACUUCUUCUGGAAAACGUUCACCUCCUGUUAACAGAAAAAAAAACACCCCCUGCCAGCUCCUCAUGAACUGUAGUGAACCUCAGCUGUGCAUCUCACCUCCACCUGUCAUUGAUGGACUUCACAGGACACACUGUGUCACUUUUCAGCACAUGUACUGCAUUUAUGUACCUAUUUAUUUAUAUACACUAUGUAUGUGACAUCUUUUAAGGAUAAAGAAUAAAUCAUGGUUGUAAUAUUUGGACAUGGUAAAAUAAAUUAGUCUUUUC